This is a messenger RNA of Fundulus heteroclitus (mummichog), 4388 nucleotides long. RefSeq names its product zinc finger DHHC-type palmitoyltransferase 17 (gene zdhhc17). Bases 42 to 1910 code for a protein of 622 amino acids. Gene Ontology annotation, molecular function: protein binding; palmitoyltransferase activity. The record is from RefSeq and is a predicted model, not a curated record. The transcript is spliced from 17 exons. Gene Ontology annotation, biological process: protein palmitoylation. Gene Ontology annotation, cellular component: Golgi membrane. NCBI's taxonomy places the organism in Eukaryota, Metazoa, Chordata, Actinopteri, Cyprinodontiformes, Fundulidae.
CUUCUUGUUUCCCACAAUGCUCAGCGACUGUCACCACCAAGAUGGCCGACGCUAUGGAGGAAUAUGAGAAAGAAGCUGGCUGCGUCCCUAUUCUCCAUCCUGAGGAAAUCAAACCCCAGAGUCAUUACAACCACGGCUACAGCGAGAACGUCAGCCGGAAAAACCAUGUGGACGACUACAGCACCUGGGACAUCGUCAAAGCCACACAGUACGGCAUCUUCGAGCGCUGCCGGGAGCUGGUGGAGGCGGGCUUUGACGUUCGGCAGCCAGACAAAGAAAACGUAACACUCCUCCACUGGGCGGCCAUCAACAACAGGAUAGACUUGGUCAAGUACUAUAUAUCAAAGGGGGCCAUAGUUGAUCAGCUGGGAGGAGACCUCAACUCUACACCUUUGCACUGGGCCACAAGACAAGGCCAUCUAUCCAUGGUGGUGCAGCUGAUGAAGUAUGGCGCAGACCCGUCUUUGAUCGAUGGUGAAGGUUGCAGUUGCGUCCAUCUGGCUGCCCAGUUUGGCCACACUUCUAUUGUGGCAUACCUCAUCGCCAAAGGACAGGAUGUGGAUAUGAUGGAUCAGAACGGCAUGACUCCUCUCAUGUGGGCAGCUUACAGGACACACAGCGUUGAUCCCACCCGACUGCUGCUGACCUUUAACGUGUCGGUCAAUCUGGGCGACAAGUAUCACAAGAACACGGCGCUGCACUGGGCCGUGCUGGCCGGGAACACCACCGUCAUCAGCCUGCUGCUGGACGCCAACGCCAACGUCGAUGCACAGAACAUCAAGGGUGAAACGCCUCUGGACCUGGCCAAGCAAAGGAAGAAUGUCUGGAUGAUCAAUCACCUACAGGAAGCGCGGCAGGCCAAAGGUUACGACAGCCCGUCCUAUUUGAAAAGGCUGAAGAUGGACAAGGAGUUCAGGCAGAAAGUGAUGCUGGGAACACCGUUCGUUGUCAUCUGGCUGGUGGGUUUCAUCGCUGACCUGGACGUCGACUCUUGGCUGAUCAAGGGCAUCAUGUAUGCGGGCGUCUGGGUCGCCGUGCAGUUCCUCUCCAAGGCUUUCUUUGACCACUCCAUGCACAGCGCUCUGCCUCUGGGAAUCUACCUGGCGACCAAGUUUUGGAUGUACUCCACCUGGUUCUACUGGUUUUGGAACGAUCUCCCAUUUGCCACGGUCCAUAUACCCUUCCUGAUCAACACCCUGGCUUUGUUCUACAACUUUGGCAAGUCCUGGAAGUCUGAUCCGGGAAUCAUUAAGGCGUCAGAGGAGCAGAAGAAAAAGACAAUUGUGGAGCUAGCCGAGACGGGCAGCUUGGAUUUAAGCAUAUUCUGCAGCACCUGCUUGAUACGGAAGCCCAUCCGGUCCAAACACUGCGCCGUGUGCAACCGCUGCAUCGCAAAGUUUGACCACCACUGUCCUUGGGUGGGCAACUGUGUGGGGAGUGGAAAUCACCGCUACUUCAUGGGCUAUCUCUUCUUCCUGCUCUGUAUGAUCUGCUGGAUGAUAUAUGGCUGCAUCUCCUACUGGAGGAUGCACUGCGCCACCAGUUACGCCAAGGAUGGUUUCUGGCUCUACCUGACGCAGAUCGCCUCAUGCUCACCCUGGAUCUUCUGGAUGUUCCUCAACAGCAUCUUUCACUUCAUGUGGGUGGCUGUGCUCAUCAUGUGUCAGCUCUACCAGAUCGCAGCUCUCGGAAUCACCACAAACGAGCGGAUGAACGCUCGCAGAUACAAGCACUUUAAAGUCACGGCCACCUCCAUCGAGAGCCCCUUCAACCAUGGCUGCAUCAGAAACCUCAUAGAUUUCUUUGAGAUCCGCUGCUGUGGCCUGAUCCGGCCUGUGUCAGUGGACUGGACCACACAGUACACAAUAGACUACGACCAGACCUCCGGCUCAGGCUACCAGCUGGUGUAGAGAAGGAAGUGGUGGACGAAGAGAAGACGGCGGGGGGAGUGAAGAGUGGAUAGCAAAGCUUUUGGAAGUAUUAACGCCCCCCCCCCCCCUUGGCGUUCAUAUCUUGCUGUUCUCCAGAGCGGUUUUAUUCAUUUAGGUUUUUUCUGAUUUUUUUUUUUUUAUUAUUUUUUUUUUUUUUUUUUUGUGGACCAUCUCUCCUUCGCUGAUUAAAAGCCUUUGGGGAGGAAGAAAAAAAGAGAAUUGGACAGGACAAGCAUGCAGUUAUGGGACAACAUCAUCACCCUUGCCCUUUUUCACUACUACCACCCCCACCUCCUCUCCUGGGCUUUUUGGACGGUGUGUUGCUGCCAAACACAAGCGGGAGGGGAGAGCGGCCGCCAGAGAAGAGUUCUGAAAUAAAAGCUCGCCUGUCUGUCCCGGAGACGUGAAGCCGCCCCGGGGAGACGAGCCAGCGCCGUUCCUUUUCCCCUCCCGUGCUCCAGAUCCUGUUUUCAGCGUCCCUGUGCGUAUUCCAUGUUCCGCACUGUGCUGAAGCAGAAACCUUUCGGUUCCUGCCAUGAUACACUUUUGUUGCUAGAGGCUAAAGACAGAAUUUCAGGAAAACGAAUCAUGAAUUUAAACUGUUAGCGUGACGAGAAAAAAAAAAAGGGAACGUCUUUUAAAAGGUCUGAAUUUUGCGCCCAGCUGAAUUAUGAACGGGAGCCAACGAGGACUGGCAGAACUUAUCAGAUGAACGUGUUGGUCUUCAGGAGGGAACUGCUGGAGGAAUCCCGCUUCCUCUAAAAAUCAAAGCUGCAUAAAAUGAUGCAGAGCUGGGACUCCUUCAGCAGUGACCACGCUGAACAAGACAGAUAUCCUCCAGAAAAUGUGAUACAGGUCUAUUUAUUUUCAAACUAUUUAUAGAGAAAGUAACUAUGUUCUCGCUGCGUCAUUUUAGCUUAGUCGGCUUUUUUUUAAUAAGGAAGAGAACAUUUUAAAGAGGUGGGUGGCAUGAAAGUGGAGAACUGUGUAGAAAACUACAGACAGGUACACUGAGUGUAUUUAUUAAUAGAAACGGAUGGAUAAGUUUACAGGAAAGCCUCAUUCCAGACAUUUCUCUUUUAAAGCUGUAAAGUCUUUUUUGUUUUGUUCUGCGUCUUUUUUUUUCUGCCUACAAUGUUGCACUGAUCACGUUUUACUUUAGUUAUAUGAAAAUAUAUAUAUAUAUAAAUAUUUUAUUUGGCCGUUACUGAAGAGAAGGUCCAGCAGCUUCAUGCCAACAUUUCCAUUGUUUGCAGAGGAAGGGCUCUUCAGACACGGGGCCCCUCUUCACAGAAACUCCCUGCGCAGUCGCCGCAGCAACAGGACGGACUGAGAUGUAAAGAAUGUGCAUUUGUACAUAAAAAAAACAAACAAAAAAAAAACAAUUUUCUUCUUUAUGUCAGUGUUAGUUGAAGGUGCUCCUGGGGAUGUUUUUUUUUUGUUGACCUAAACAUAAAGGAGACAGUCAAAUUUCCUAUAAUCCAUGUUGUAUGACUGUAGCUUUUAGUGACGUCCAACGCUGCUGUCUAUAGGCAUUUGAGCCCCUCCCCAGGUACCUGGAAUCUCUCCACUGCAUGCACGAUGCCUGGGACAGCCGGCCGCUCGCCGCCUUUCUCAACUGACCACUCCCCCCCCCCCACCCACCCCCAUCAUCCUGGUCACCAUGACAGCCCAGCAAAGCCACAUGUCUGUAUAUAGUGAAUGUUAAGUAUUUGCAAGUACGUUUCUGCAUUAUGUUCAUCCAGUUUUGUUUUUGAGUACUUUUCUUCAGAUCCAGUGCGUUCAGUGAGGUUGCCAGACUUCCCAGCUGGGCCAUCCCAAACAGGCGUGUAAUAUAUUUGAAUGUUUCAUACUCCCGAUUUUUUUUUUUUUUGUUCUUAUUUCUACGUCAUAGAUUGCUGGGUUUUGUUAUACCACUGGAUGUACAAAUUGUAAAGCGAAAAUACAACCUUUUUUUUUGUCCUUUUUCUAAAAAACAAAAAAUGUGUUCAUGCAUAGUUUUAAGGAUAGAAAGGUUAUAUUAAAACGGCUUCUGAAACGUUUUGAGCCUCAUGUUUGCAUCACCAGAAGAAGACGGUUGUGUGUCAUGUCAUACGCGCCAGCGUGCUGAACCACUGAUGUCACGGCUGCCCCACAGACGCCUCACGUGCGACUCAUAUCUUGCUCCUUUUGAAGUGGUGAAUGCUGGCGGUUUUGUUUGCAGGGCAGAGUUCACCACUUCAGGAUGGUGAUUUCAAAACCCAUCUCUUGUCACUAGUUCUUCCAGCAGCUGCAAACGUCUAUGGUCCCCCACCCCUCACCAUGUGGGAAAUAGAGUAAAAAAAAAAAGAAGCACAUAAUCAUCUCCAGUGCCUCUGUGCCCACCUUCAGAUACCACUGUAACUCCGCUUCAGAUGUAAACAUAUGGGCAUGGUUCAGUUUUAAUGGCUUUAAUAAUAAAAUACAGUCAAACAUGAA